UAAACCCAAUACGAGCGUAGCGAAGUGAGAGAGAGAGAGAGCGGUUAAAUGUAAUAUCCCGAGAAGGUGUUUAAAAACAGCCGAAUUUCCUCUACUGUUACGAAAAUAGUUCGAAUUCACACUCGAUUUUUUCGCAAAAUAUGCGGUUUAAAAUGCUGACCGAUAACUUUGUCUGAAGCGAUAGUGACCGGCUGCAAGUAACACACAUAAUGCACCUUCCUGCUUUAAUAAUUGUGUUUAUCGUUAUUUGUGCCGUAAAUAAUGGCACGACAACGAUCACGUGCUACUACUGCCACCAAACGUCAAAAGCUUGCAAUAGCGGAUACCCGGAGGAAAUCCACCAGAAGAACUGCUCGGAGGACAAGUGUGCCACGAUGCAAUAUGAGACUCAAAUGCCGAGCAGGAAGGUGCUGGCCACGGUAAGGGACUGCGCCUACUUAACAGAGAGGGAGCUGCUCCACAUGGUCUCCCCCGAUAAGUCAAAGUUGGCCACGCUCAUCAGAUUCGAGGAGUGCGCUACGAAUUUGUGUAAUUUUUCUUUAAAAGUUCUCUCGGAAAAAAUUCUGGUUAUUGUAUCGUUUGUUAUAAUAAAAUGUUUUAUGUGAUGUACCUACGCCCCUGCGUUAGCAUAAGUGACAGAUGAGCACCGGUCAACUGUCAAAAAUGUUUAAGGCAGGGACACACUUGAUGUUGUAUAUCAAUAAAUAAAUAAAUGAA
Messenger RNA from Anthonomus grandis grandis, 717 nucleotides. RefSeq lists its product as uncharacterized. NCBI's taxonomy places the organism in Eukaryota, Metazoa, Arthropoda, Insecta, Coleoptera, Curculionidae. The record is from RefSeq and is a predicted model, not a curated record. Bases 210 to 605 code for a protein of 131 amino acids. The transcript is spliced from 3 exons.